Molecule: messenger RNA, 4589 nt
Organism: Cavia porcellus (domestic guinea pig)
Lineage: Eukaryota; Metazoa; Chordata; Mammalia; Rodentia; Caviidae
Gene: Atp2a3
Product: ATPase sarcoplasmic/endoplasmic reticulum Ca2+ transporting 3
Exons: 22
Coding region: 160-3303 (1047 amino acids)
Biological process (GO): intracellular calcium ion homeostasis; calcium ion transmembrane transport
Cellular component (GO): membrane
Molecular function (GO): ATP hydrolysis activity; ATP binding; P-type calcium transporter activity
Source: RefSeq, a predicted model, not a curated record
AUCCUGGCGCGGCCCUGGGCGCCGCCGCCACUGCCGUCGGGGAGGUCCCAGCGCGGACAUGUCCUCGCGCGCCGCCCUCCCGGGCUCCGGCCACCGGCGCCCCGCGCAGUAGCCCCGCAGAGGCGGCCUGGACGGCGCGGACAGCGGCGGGCGGGCGGCAUGGAGGAGGCGCACCUGCUCCCGGCCGCCGACGUGCUGCGCCGCUUCUCGGUGACCGCCGAGGGCGGCCUCAGCCCCGAGCAGGUGACCAGCGCGCGGGAGCGUCACGGCCCCAACGAGCUCCCAACUGAGGAAGGCAAGUCCCUGUGGGAGCUGGUGCUGGAGCAGUUUGAUAACCUCCUGGUGCGCAUCCUGCUGCUGGCUGCCCUGGUCUCUUUUGUCCUGGCCUGGUUCGAGGAGGGUGAGGAGACCACAACAGCCUUUGUGGAGCCCUUGGUCAUCAUGCUGAUCCUCGUGGCCAAUGCAGUCGUGGGCGUGUGGCAGGAACGCAAUGCUGAGAGUGCCAUUGAAGCCUUGAAGGAGUAUGAGCCUGAGAUGGGCAAGGUGAUCCGCUCAGACCGCAAGGGUGUGCAGAGGAUCCGCGCCCGGGACAUUGUUCCUGGGGACAUUGUUGAAGUGGCAGUAGGGGACAAGGUGCCUGCUGACCUCCGCCUCAUCGAGAUCAAGUCCACCACGUUACGAGUGGACCAAUCCAUCCUGACAGGUGAAUCUGUGUCUGUGACCAAGCACGAGGAGGCCAUCCCAGACCCCAGAGCUGUGAACCAGGACAAGAAGAACAUACUGUUUUCUGGCACCAAUAUUGCAUCAGGCAAAGCAGUGGGUGUGGUAGUGGCCACAGGUCUGCACACAGAGCUUGGCAAGAUCCGCAGCCAGAUGGCAGCCGUGGAGCCUGAACGGACGCCGCUGCAGCGCAAGCUGGAUGAGUUUGGGUGCCAGCUGUCCCGUGCCAUCUCUGUCAUCUGUGUGGCCGUGUGGAUCAUCAACAUUGGCCACUUUGCUGACCCAGCCCACGGGGGCUCCUGGCUCCGAGGUGCCAUCUACUACUUUAAGAUUGCUGUGGCCCUGGCCGUGGCUGCCAUUCCCGAGGGCCUCCCAGCGGUCAUUACCACAUGCCUGGCUCUGGGUACACGGCGCAUGGCCCGCAAGAACGCCAUUGUGCGGAGCCUGCCGUCUGUGGAGACGCUGGGCUGCACCUCGGUCAUCUGCUCUGACAAGACAGGCACGCUCACCACCAACCAGAUGUCUGUCUGCAGGAUGUUCGUGGUUGCAGAAGCGGAAGCAGGCUCCUGUCGAUUGCAUGAGUUCACCAUCUCGGGUACCACAUACGCUCCAGAGGGCGAAGUGCGACAGGGAGAACAACCUGUGCGCUGUGGGCAGUUUGAUGGACUGGUGGAGCUGGCGACCAUCUGUGCCCUGUGCAAUGACUCUGCUCUGGACUACAAUGAGGCCAAGGGCAUCUACGAGAAGGUUGGGGAGGCCACAGAGACGGCACUGACUUGCCUGGUGGAGAAGAUGAACGUGUUCGACAUGGACCUGCAGGCCCUGUCCCGGGUGGAGCGAGCUGGUGCCUGCAAUGCGGUCAUCAAGCAACUCAUGAAGAAGGAGUUCACCCUCGAGUUCUCCCGGGACCGGAAGUCCAUGUCAGUGUACUGCACACCCACUCGCCCUGACCCAAAGACCCAGGGCAGCAAGAUGUUUGUGAAGGGGGCUCCUGAGAGUGUGCUGGAGCGCUGCAGUUCAGUCCGAGUGGGGAGCCGGACAGCACCCCUGGACUCCACCUCCCGGGAACAAAUCCUGGCAAAGAUCCGAGAUUGGGGCUCCGGCUCAGACACGCUGCGGUGCCUGGCGCUGGCCACCCGGGAUGUGCCCCCGAGGAAGGAGGACAUGCAGCUGGAUGACUGUAGCAAGUUUGCACAGUACGAGACAGACCUGACCUUCGUGGGCUGUGUGGGGAUGCUGGACCCACCCCGGCCUGAAGUGGCCGCCUGCAUCGUGCGCUGCCACCGGGCAGGCAUCCGUGUGGUCAUGAUCACAGGGGACAACAAGGGCACAGCUGUGGCUAUCUGCCGCCGGCUUGGCAUCUUCGAGGACUCUGAGGAUGUGGCAGGCAAGGCCUACACGGGCCGAGAAUUCGAUGACCUCAGCCCCGAGCAGCAGCGCCACGCCUGCCUCACUGCCCGCUGCUUCGCCCGGGUGGAGCCCGCACACAAGUCCCGGAUUGUGGAGUUCCUGCAGUCCUUUAACGAGAUCACUGCCAUGACUGGUGAUGGAGUGAAUGAUGCACCAGCUCUGAAGAAAGCAGAGAUUGGCAUUGCCAUGGGCUCGGGCACGGCUGUGGCCAAGUCAGCAGCAGAGAUGGUGCUGUCUGACGACAACUUCGCCUCCAUUGUCGCCGCGGUGGAAGAGGGCCGGGCUAUCUACAACAACAUGAAGCAGUUCAUCCGCUACCUCAUCUCCUCAAACGUCGGUGAAGUGGUCUGCAUCUUCCUCACGGCAAUUCUGGGCCUGCCCGAAGCCCUGAUCCCCGUGCAGCUGCUCUGGGUGAACCUGGUGACAGAUGGCUUACCUGCCACAGCCCUUGGCUUCAACCCCCCAGACCUGGAUAUCAUGGAAAAGCUGCCCCGGAACCCUCGUGAGGCACUCAUCAGUGGCUGGCUCCUCUUCCGAUAUCUGGCUAUUGGAGUGUACGUGGGCCUGGCCACAGUGACUGCUGCCACCUGGUGGUUCCUGUAUGAUGCCGAGGGACCACGUGUCACCUUCUACCAGCUGAGGAACUUCCUGAAAUGCGCUGAAGACAACCCGCUCUUCACUGGAGUCGACUGUGAGGUCUUUGAAUCCCGCUUCCCCACAACCAUGGCCUUGUCUGUGCUCGUGACCAUUGAAAUGUGCAAUGCCCUCAACAGCGUCUCAGAGAACCAGUCGCUGCUGCGGAUGCCGCCCUGGCUGAACCCCUGGCUGCUGGCAGCUGUGGCCAUGUCCAUGGCCCUGCACUUCCUCAUCCUGCUCGUGCCGCCCCUGCCGCUCAUUUUCCAGGUGACCCCACUGAGUGGGCGCCAGUGGGUGGUGGUGCUGCAGAUAUCCCUGCCUGUCAUCCUGCUUGACGAGGCCCUCAAGUACCUGUCUCGGAAUCACGUGGACGGCAUUCUCUGGAGAGCGCUGCAGGCCUGGAGGAGGCAACCGCCGACCACAUCUCGGACCCCGGACCACACUGGAUUGGCCUCUUUGGUGUCAUCUUCUGGAAAGAAAGGACCAGAAGUGAGUGCCGGGAGCAGAGUGGAGUCUCCAGGGACAGCCUCACACUGAUGGUGCCCAGGCUUUGCCCCUACUUCCCUGCCCUGCAGCUGCACCUGCGCCCUGCCACCGGGCCCUGCUUGAGCCCAGGACCGCCACCCCAGGCCCAGGCAUGGGCUAGGGUGGGAGGUGUCCCUGUCCCACUCCCGUCUCAGCAGGAGGCUCUGUAGUCUGUGUCUCUUGGACCCCUCCUGAGAAGCUCUGGCUGGGGCGACUAAGAAGCCAGCGUGGGCACAGAUACGGAGCCCCUCCCCCUGCACCCCGACACAUCCUGGAGAUGCACCCCUUGCUAAAGGCCGGGCAUUUACUUGGUGAUGGGACCUCCACACUGAUGGAGGACUCCUGGGCCCUCGGGACUGACUCUGCCCUCUUGUCUAAUGCCCGGUCUGGGGCCUGUUGGUGCCAGAGAUGGGGACCCAAGGGACCAUCUGGGCCCAGCCAUGCACAGAAAGGCAGGUGGCCCCUCCACGCAGCUCUCUGCCCCUGCGGGCUGGAGCCUGUUUCUGUUUCUGUUUCUGUUUCUGUGUGCAGGCACCAGGGUGGAAGGACCAGGGAGGACACAAGGCGCCGAGAGCGGGGCUGGCAAGGACCCCUUUCCCAGGAGACACUGGGCUGCCUGCCUCAGCUUGGCUUACUUCCCCAACUCAGGUUUUCCUACCCUAAGCAAGCAGCCUAGUGUCGCCCAGUCUGCCAAGAGGAGGGACCUGUGCAUGUCCGUGGUCCCCUAGAUGGGGCACCCACAUGUGCCUGCCCACUGUGCCCUCCUGAGUGUGACUGUCCCUGCACGUCUGGGUGCUUUGAGCCUCCCACUUUGUCCACCCCUCCUACUCACAUACGCGUGCCCCAGCAGGAUGUCAGGAAGGCUGUUACCCAGGGUACUUCCUGUUCCUCCCUGGGGCGGAGGGAUUCAGAGCACUUCUGCAUGCACGUGUCAGAUGGUAGAAGAUAACAUUUGAUGGACAGGGUUUUUGCUCCUUUGGCAAAAACUAGCUUCGUGCAGCAAAGAGCAGUGGCUGUGUGCCUCUGCCUUUCCCUGAGAGCAUACAAAGUGAUCAUUUUAUGUGUGAAUUGAAACUCACAUCCUUGUGCUGGUCCCCAGAAUCAGAAGCCCCUUCAGCAGGCCUUGAAGACAAAUGGGCUCCCCCUUGCAGAGUCCUCUCCCCCAGGCCUACCCCCCUUUGGGUUCUGGAAGGGCCAUGAAAGAAACCGAGUCAGGAGAGUCGUACCUGUGUCAAGGCCCUGCACCCACCUGCUGCCAUGCUGUCUUGUAGAGAAAUAAAGGCUGUGUGUAUGGGGCA